Messenger RNA from Ostrinia furnacalis (Asian corn borer), 2068 nucleotides. RefSeq names its product pickpocket protein 28. Gene Ontology annotation, molecular function: ligand-gated sodium channel activity. Gene Ontology annotation, biological process: sodium ion transmembrane transport. Gene Ontology annotation, cellular component: plasma membrane. Bases 75 to 1979 code for a protein of 634 amino acids. The transcript is spliced from 15 exons. NCBI's taxonomy places the organism in Eukaryota, Metazoa, Arthropoda, Insecta, Lepidoptera, Crambidae. The record is from RefSeq and is a predicted model, not a curated record.
AACUAACUGUUAAAGGAUAUUGACGAACAUUCGGAGGAAAUCAUUAGUUUUGUCUAUUUUAAAUACCAGCAGUUAUGGCUCCUUCUUUUAUGUGGAAAGAACAACAACACACAUAUUUUAAAAUAUCUGGCAGCGGAGGCGGUGCAGGGUCGAUUCGUCACUCGAUGGGCGCAAUCAAACGAUUAGAGCGCAAACACAGCUAUGGGAAAUUAGUUUACAAGUACGUGCGGCGCUGCCGCGGCGAGGUCCAGCUGGCCACUCCACCGUCGGUCACCAGGAACGCCGGACCAGACCUGCUCGAGGACAUGAUGGUCCAACCUCGAAGGGAUUUUGGAAUACGACCACAAAAGUCAGAUUUAGACAAAAAGCAAAACCUGUGGAUAAAUGAACAUAACAAAGAACUGACUCCGUGGUAUGUAUGGAACCACAAAAUACCGAUCACUAGGAGCCGAAGUGAGGAGAGACCAUCUGUGGCUACCUCUACUAAGGCAGCAGUCAGAGCUUUCAGCAGAGACCUCAGAGAGUACCUGCUAACUUCCACAUUGCACGGUCUGCGGUACAUCGGCGAGAAGAAGCUUACUUGGUUCGAAAGGUUCUUCUGGCUAGCAGCCUUCCUAUGCUCCCUUAUAUGCGCGGGCUUCUUCAUCCUAAACGUGUACGCCAAGUGGCGCCUGUCGCCGAUGAUCGUGAGCAUCAACCCUGAGAACCUGGUGCUCGAAGACCUGCCCUUCCCGGCCCUCACCAUCUGCAACGUCAACCAGGCCAAGAAGUCUGUGGCGCAGCACUACCUGAAGUUUGGGACAUCGGUGGACAAAAAGCUGUUGGAGAGUCUGUGUUCCACCCAAAACGACGCAGAAAUAUUUGAAGACGGAAUCGCAGAAAGCGCUGACUGGGACUACACACGCUCGUUUCUUAUAAAUGUAACACAGCCAUGCAGUGAAAUGUUGACAUCAUGCACGUGGAACUCGAAGAACACGAGCUGCACGGAUCUAUUCAACGCACAGCUCACCGACGAGGGUCUCUGCUGCACUUUCAACGUCGUGCACCGCAAGAUGAUGUUCAGAAAUCCGAAAUCUUUGAAUGAUUUAAAUUUGACGUUCCCGUCUCCUGCAGUGGACUGGACACCAGAAAAGGGAUACCCGCCUGACGCACCUGUGGACGGCUUUCCGUGGAGACCCAAAGGUAUCGGCACCAGUCAUGGUCUCAGUUUGGUAUUGAAUGCUAACAUUGCAGAGUAUUACUGCGCGUCCACUAAAAGUGCUGGUUUUAAGAUCCUCCUCCACAACCCGACUGAGACGCCCAAGAUAGCUAACCUGGGAGAGAUCUACGGGCCGGGCAUCGAGGCGCGGGUGACGGUGCUGCCGCGCGUCCUGGACGCUCAGCCUGACCUGCAGUACAUAGAUGUCUCCAAGCGCCUCUGCCUGUUCUCUGCCGAAAAAGAACUUGUGUUCUUUAGAACGUACACACUAAAGAAUUGCGAAAUGGAAUGCGAAGCUAAGGCAAUGCUGGAUUUGUGCAAUUGUGUUUACUAUUAUAUGCCGAAGAAUAAAACGACACGCAUUUGCGGAAAGGCUGACGCAAAAUGCUACUCAAACACAUCGGAAUUAAAACCUACAAAAAAAGAAUGCGAGGAGUGCUUGCCUGCAUGCACUGAGAUCGCAUAUUUUGAGCGCGUGAGCACAGCGCCGCUCCACAAAUCGCUGGUGCGCCACCUAGCGAAGACUCACGGCAACAUCACUCCGGAAUAUUUCACUGAAAACAUGCUGAUAAUACACUUUUACUUCGAAGAUGACACAUUCAUGCGGUUUACAAAAGGAGAGAUAUUUGGACUCACUGAAUUCCUAUCCAACACCGGCGGUCUACUAGGCCUGUGCAUGGGCUUCAGCAUGAUGAGCGCGGUGGAGCUGCUCUACUACCUGACUCUUCGCGCGCUCUGCAUGGCUCGCCACCGUCGCCCCCAGCACCCCUUCACUAAAUAAACUACACUCAACAUCAAAUAAAUCGCACCUUCCGUGACGAUUUUCUUCUGACACAAUCAUGGUGCCCCAACAAUAUUGGUGUUAUUUGA